AUUUUACCUUGCUAUGGAUUGUUAUCGCUUGCCAGCGACAGUGUUGGCUAACGCCCGUUGUGUCAUCUGUAGUUUUAUUAAUUUUGUUUUGUGUCAAUCAGGUUCCAAUUAGAAUUUAAAUAGGCUCGUGACAAAAUGUCGUAUGGACAAGGCUACAAUCCGUAUGGUCAGCAAGGUGGAGGCUAUGCCGCUCCGCCCGGUGCCUUUCCGCCGCAAAAUGCCCAAGUUUCUCCGCAGGCACAGCAAUGGUUCCAAAUGGUAGAUCGCGAUAGAUCUGGAAAGAUCAACGCCGCCGAGUUGCAGGCUGCCCUGGUCAAUGGGCGUGGCGAUCACUUCUCGGAUAAUGCAUGCAAACUGAUGAUAAGCAUGUUCGACAACGAUGCCAGCGGAACCAUUGAUGUUUAUGAGUUCGAGAAGCUCUACAACUAUAUCAACCAGUGGCUGCAAGUCUUUAAGACCUACGACCAGGACGCCUCUGGACAUAUCGAAGAGCAUGAACUUACCCAAGCCUUCACCCAGAUGGGUUUUCGCUUCACGCCCGAGUUCAUCAACUUUCUGGUGAAGAAGAGUGAUCCCCAGACCCACAAGGAGGUGUCGGUGGAUCAGUUCAUCGUGCUCUGCGUGCAGGUGCAGAGGUUCACGGAGGCCUUCAGGCAGCGCGACACCCAGCAGAAUGGAACCAUCACCAUUGGGUUCGAGGAUUUCCUCACCGUGGCCAUUGGCUGCUCGUACUGAAUGAAUGAACCAAGGCAACCACUCCAAGCGAAUGAAUAUCCACACUCUUGCACUGAUACAUCGCAACCAACAGAGGAAGCACAUACAAUUCCGCUUCUGAUGCAUUUCCUUUAAAUUUCUUUGGGUUUUGUUAGCUUUUUAAUAUGUAAAUGCAUUAUUCACUCCAUAGUCAUAUUGCAAUCUCCUGGUAUCAAGAAUCAAAUGUCAAAAGUAUUUGUUAUCGCAGUUCGACUCAAUCAUAGUACAAAAGUCUCUUGCGCCUAAUAAUAAACAAUAAACACACGUAUUUUUAAAAAUUAAUA
Messenger RNA from Drosophila subpulchrella, 1037 nucleotides. RefSeq names its product peflin (gene Pef). Lineage: Eukaryota; Metazoa; Arthropoda; Insecta; Diptera; Drosophilidae. Gene Ontology annotation, molecular function: calcium ion binding. Gene Ontology annotation, biological process: COPII vesicle coat assembly. The record is from RefSeq and is a predicted model, not a curated record. The transcript has 5 exons. Bases 136 to 735 code for a protein of 199 amino acids.